UCCAUGUUGGUGCACACAAAGUAAACUGCACGCUUUAGUUGUGCAGCAAAAACGCUGAAACCGGAGAAAUAAAACUUGGGAGGGGAACGAUAACGACAAUAAGAGUCUCCCGAUCGUUUACUCUUGCUGUCCUGUGAACAACACCGGCGUGGUGUUAAUUGUUUGCGGUUUUCGCGAUCGCGUCGCGCAUGAGGAUAUCACCAGCAGCUCCUUUAACGCAAGACUGCCACACAUCUGUUCGACCAACGCCAGUUAAUCUAAACGCCAGUAGAUCUGGAACACCGGCUACGAGCCCCCAAAGUAUUAGCCAGAGGUCUCCUUACCACGGUUUGGAGCCGCGGACCUGGCCGAGGGUGUGAAGCCAGGACCCAUCAACUCCAUGAUCUUCACUAAGCCGGUACCAAAUAGGAUGGCCCAGACUGGAGUACGAAAACAAAGGAGGAUACUGUGGGUGUUGAAGAGGAGAAGGCCCCACUGAAAAAGUAAGAUAAUGAUUUGUAAAUGUGUAUAUUUGCUCAAUAUGUGGAGGUUCAGGUGACUGUUGUGAUAAUUUGUCCAAGUAAAAAAUCCCAGAAAUGUCAUGUGACAACCUCUUUGGCUUCCAGAAUUGUGACAUCGCACCCAUUUAGAAUCUUACCACCACUUUGAUCCUUUGAGCCUUUGAUCCUAAAACCCAUAAAUAGGAGUGAGAAGCAACAACUUUUAGUUCGUUGUUCGCAGCAUUUAUGUUCGCAGCAUUGAAACGUUUGACAGAGAAGCCUUUCAAAACAAUUGGAUCCUUUUCAGAGUGACUUUUUACACAUUCCAACAUGUCUCUGAAAAAGCACACAAGAAAAGAAAAAGUAAAGCCCAGCUCUCCUCUUCUGGCUCAAGAAGACAAUAUUCAAGUACAGAAGAUGUGCUUGGAAGAAAUGCAUGAGGAAAAUCUCAUGAACAAGCACAACAAGCAACACCCGGCCCAGCCAGAGUACAUCUAUUACGUCUGGCAGAGUUUUUUUGAACAGCGAAAGAAGAUUAUCUUCCUCAGAGAAGAAAAUGAGAGAAAGACUGCUGAAGUAGAUAAAUUGUUCAGCCAGCUUCUUGAAAAGGAAGAUAUUCAGAAGGAGAAAGAAAUGGAACUCCUAGACAUGCGUGGAAGGAACUUUGAGCUCAAAGCAAAGCUUGAUAAAGCAAUAGAAAAACUCAAAGAAAUCCUCCAGCAGAAGAAAAAUGAGAAAGACAAGGACAAAAAGGAUCGGGAGCUGCAAUUAAAGCUUGAUGAAGCUCUGCAAAAAAAUACAGAAAUCCUCCAAGAGAAGAAACGGCAGGACAUAGAACUCCAAAACUUGGGGAUAAAAUACAAAGCAUUGCUUCAAGAGAAAAAGCAACAACCGAUCAAACAGAAAGAAAGCAAGCUUGAAGACUCGGAGGAAAACUACAGAGAGCUGAAAACAAAGCUUGAUAAAGCACUGCAAAGAAAUAACCAGAUUCUUCAAGAAAAAGAACAACUGGAAAGAAACCAGAGAGACAUGCGGUGCCAACUCCAAAGCAUGGAGGAAAAAUGCCGAGUCCUGGAAGCAAAACUUGAUAAAACUGCAGUGCACAAGCAGAAAUAUCAAGAGCUGCUUCAAGAGAAAAUACAACAGGACAUAAAGCAGAAAGAAGACAAACGUUUACUACAGGGCUUUGAGAGGGAAAACCAAAAGCUGCAAGAACUUUGCAAGAAAAUGAACUACAAAGCAGCCGAAAUGGAAGGAGAGAAGGAGAAACUGCGAAAACAGUGCUCAGCGAUGCAGAGUCAGCUCAAUGACAUGCUGACAAAAAACACCAAACUCGAGGAACUUUCAAACACCUUGAAGUGCAAAAACACUGAGGUGCAGGUGAUAAAGCAGCAACUCCAGAAAACAAAUGAAGACCUGCAGUGCAAACUUCAAGAAAUGGAGAGGAAAAGUCAACAGUUAGAAGACACUCACAACAAAUUACAAGAGCGUUAUACAGAGAUGCAGGAGGCAAAGGUAAUGCAGGAGGCAACUUCUAAUGAGUUGAAAGAAAGGCUCGAAGACAAACAAGCCGAAUUAGAAGAAGUGGAGAAAACAUGCAGGAGACUUGAGAAGGACAAUACAGAAACAAUCGAUCAGCUGAGAAACCUGAUCCUAGAGAAAAAGGUUCUCGUGGAAAAGCUCCUGGAAAAGAAGAAGAAACGCUUCCGCUUCUUCUGGAGGAAGGACACUCAUGCUUUGUCUGGUUUUUCCACUGCUGAUGUCACCUCGUCUUCCUCCACCUCUGUUCCAUCGUAAUUUUGACCUCCCCUCUCCUGCCCUCUCCCUCUCUCCUGACACCUUGACACCUCUCCCUCCCCUAGCUCCCUUGAACUCCUAACACCUGUCCCAUCUCCCUCCCCCCUCUCUCUCUUUUCACCCUCACCCCCCCAACCAGUCCCGACAGUUGACUGCCCC
Messenger RNA from Oreochromis niloticus (Nile tilapia), 2435 nucleotides. RefSeq names its product trichohyalin-like. The transcript is spliced from 4 exons. The record is from RefSeq and is a predicted model, not a curated record. NCBI's taxonomy places the organism in Eukaryota, Metazoa, Chordata, Actinopteri, Cichliformes, Cichlidae. The coding region runs from base 810 to 2276 and encodes 488 amino acids.